This is a messenger RNA of Schistosoma guineensis, 1762 nucleotides long. NCBI's taxonomy places the organism in Eukaryota, Metazoa, Platyhelminthes, Trematoda, Strigeidida, Schistosomatidae. The record is from the annotation of a GenBank genome assembly.
GGGAGUUUGAAACCCUCCGUAAUCAGCUGACUAUGUCCGGCGACAAUAAGAACCAAAAUGAGGUGGAGGUUAUGGAGUACACAACUGUUAAGGCUAGCUAUGAGUCACUAAACAAGCGGUACAGACGCAAUCACCGAGACAUGGAGAAAGGUAUAGCUGCUUUAAAUAAGUCACUUGACGAGUUGGAAAAUGCAACAGAUAUCACAAAAGCUACAGCAGCACUUAGCAGAGUUCUAGAAACCGUUUGUGGCGUGAAACGCAAAGCUGAAUUUGUAUGUAUUGAAGAAAGGAAGCUGUUGAAAUCAUGUAAACGCAGAAUAGGACACCUUAGUCAACUGUGUUUGCUUGAUAGUGGGAUGUUUACCCGGGCCUCAGAUGAGCUACAUUUCAACUCUAGUAGUAAUCAAAAGUCUGAAGAAUCAAUUUCUAAAGUUAAUAGUAGUGAAUCAGACACUACACUUAAACGCCGUUCUACUUAUUCUGUUGAUGAACGCGCACUUUGUCUAGCAAGAUUCCAAAGACACUUGACAGAUUAUCUUUUUACAAGUGGUCAACCUUUAUCGGCUUUGAAAUUCGCUCAGGAGAAAGCCGAACUGGGUGAUCUAUGUAUGAUGGAAGUUUUUGAUGAAGCUGUGUCUAUUGAGAAGGCACUUUUAGAAGGAGAUACAGGUCCAGCAUUCUCUUGGUUGCAAGAAGCUAACUUCAAGUUGAAGAAAAACGAUUCGUAUUAUGAAUUUGAUCUUCGUGUAUUCGAGUUCUAUCUACUUGUCAAGCAAGGGAAACGAAUUGAAGCCAUCCAGCAUGCCAGAAAAUACAUGAAUUCAGUGAAACAAGCUGAUGAUUAUCGUGCCACAAAACUUGGUCAGGCGAUGAUUUUAUUGGCAAUGCGUACACCUGAAGAACUUCAGAAUAAGGCAGAUCAGAAUAAGCUAACUGAGGAGUGGAUAGUUAAACGGACUCAUGAAGUACUUAUGGAAUUUUACGCUUACAAUAUUAACACCCCGUUUCAACUGGCUGUUAAUGCUGGAAUUACAGCAAUUAAAACUCAGUAUCCUUUUUUAUUCCAAAUAAACUAUCAGUUAUAUAAUUAUACAUUCAUACGUUACCUAUGUAGUAUUUUGCGAUGAACUCUUUACAAAAGGUGGAGCUAAUUGGCUUAUAUGUCAGCAAACCCGUUAUUCACAAUUACUGUUACAACCCAAAUACUCAACAUCGAGACUGUGCUGUUUGUCAUCCAUUAAUCAACAUGUUGGCAGUGAAUUUACCAUUUGCUCGUCAUGAUCAUUCUAUAUUAACGUGUUACAAGACUGGUCUUCCUAUGGAUGAUGAAAAUCCCCCAAUGUCAUUACCAAAUGGUUAUGUUUACAGCCAAAAGGGUAUCGCUGAGUUAACACGUCCAGAUGGAACAAUAACAUGUCCUCGUUCAGGGAAAACAUUUGAAGCCUCAGAAGUCCAGAGAGUCUACAUAGUCUGAUUGCUUGACAGUUUUUCCGAUAUGCAUCCACCAUUACAUUGUUACCUUUUUUGUUCUUCAUUCAUAAUUUUCAUUUCUCGCCAUCAGAAUAUCCUGUGGAUGAUCUUAUCUUUCAUCUUUUCGGUUGGUAAUUGUACAAAGUUCUUCCAUGUACAUCGUCAAUAUUUACGACCGACAAAUUGAUUACUAUGAGUUGUAUACAUUAUAUUAACCUCAUUGAUAUGUAUUGUAAUUGCAUACAACUUCAUACCAAAAAAUUUAAAUAAAGACUGCCACUUCCUGAUUUUC